AUGGCGCAACCAGCGGAAAAUUAUCAGGCUCUUCUCAGCAUUACGGCGGUGCGCGCUCUCACACCAUUGCAGGAAGCCGAGGCUACAUUGACUGUGUAUCAACUCGCACAAUCUCCAAAGCGUUACUACGAUCAUAUUCGGAGCGCCAUCCUAGAGACAGAUGUGGGCGGCGACGCCCCGGGGCGCUGGCACGUGCUCACGGCCCAGUCCUAUGCGGACGUGGACGCGCUGAUUGUCGCAGUCGAUGUCGCGGACCCGAUUACCCUGAACGAGCUGCGGGAGGAACUGGGGCGAGUGGUGCGCGGGCGACGCGUGCAGGGACGGACCGAGCCUUUCCCUGUCGCGAAACAGGGGAUUCCGUGGCUGGUCCUCGUGGUGUUCAAGGGGGAGGUAAUGGAUGAAAAGAUUGCUCGAGAGCAGGUCGCAGCUCUGCGUUUGAAUGAGCUAAGCAUCGACUGGGUCUUCCACCCCGUCGCGGCGGGUAAUGGAAAAGAUACCAAGCAGUCUGUUUCCUGGCUGACGAAGAGACCAGAGGAAGAUACGAAGGAGGUUUUCGAGCCGAGCCACCCUUCUGCGCUGGACUCCACCGCCCUAUUUAAGCCGUUCAUGGGUGAAACCAUAAGCAUGGGCGUGCUAGGCAUGUGGUCUCUAAUUAUGGUGCUGGCGGAUGACGACAACAAUCCUCCAAUCCUGGAGGCCGUGUAG
Messenger RNA from Aspergillus japonicus CBS 114.51, 705 nucleotides. RefSeq lists its product as uncharacterized. The transcript is spliced from 5 exons. The coding region runs from base 1 to 705 and encodes 234 amino acids. The record is from RefSeq and is a predicted model, not a curated record. NCBI's taxonomy places the organism in Eukaryota, Fungi, Ascomycota, Eurotiomycetes, Eurotiales, Aspergillaceae.